CGGAAGUAUUAUUCAGGGUUAACUACAAGAAGAGAGAGCUGUUCUCUAUCCUUCAGUUGCUUUAGCAAUAGCCGCUUAAGUCUCUUUACUUUUCUAGUUUUACUAAAGGUGACACGUCGAUAGCAAUCUAUAAAAGAGUGAGCAUAUUGGAGCCAGACUAAGUCGAGGUCGGAGCUCCCUAAACUAAAGCUGCACUGACGUUUGUUUGCGAGUUAAACCUUCAAACCUCACCCACUAGCUAGCUAAAGUAGCCGCCUGAAGUGUAGCUAGCGAGGUAACUCAGCUAACUGCUGUACAAGCUCAACUCAGCAAGUUCAUUUAAAGUGAUGUGAUAAAGGUGUAUCCAUUGCUGAACCAUUAUGAUGGCAGGUUCCCAGUGGGAGCUUCCUCCAGAGCUUUGUUGUCGGCCCAUGGCCUUCGUGGCUCUAACUGGUUUGGAUGUUGUGUACAAUGCUGUCCAUCGGGCCAUUUGGGACGCUUUCUGUGCCAACCGACGUGCAGAUAGAGUUCCAAUUUCUUUCAAGGUCCUCCCAGGAGACCAUGAGUAUCCUAAAUGUCGCACUAAGCGAACAUCCUAUGAGUGGUACAUCCCCAAAGGUAUCUUGAAAACGAGUUGGAUGAACAAACAUCUGAACCUAGUACCAGCUCUAGUUGUCCUCUUCUAUGAACUGGACUGGGAUGACCCCCAGUGGAAAGAGAAACAGUCGGAAUGUGCCACUAAAGUGGAGAUUGUCAGGACUAGUCUUCAGGGGCGGAACACCAAGGUGGCAGUGGUUCUAAUUCAGAAGAAAACUCCUCUACCUCCAGGAGAAGACCUGGUGGCGUCAGAAAGGGCCUCAGCCCUUUGUAACGCCUGCGAUCUGUCAGGAAAGAGUCUCUUUGUGCUGCCUCAUACUGACCACCUGGUGGGCUACAUUAUAAGGUUAGAAAAUGCCUUCUACGAGCAUGCCCAGACAUAUUAUUACACAGAGAUUCGUCGAGUCAAAUCGCACAAAGAGUUCCUUAACAAAACGACACAUCAGCUUCUGUUUGUCAGACACCAGUUUAAAAUUGCCUUCUUCAGUGAACUGAAACAGGACACCCAGAAUGCUCUUAAGUACUACAAAACGGCGUACAGUCUUGUCCAUGAACUCAGAGCUCACGAAACCAAUAUGUUGGAGAUCAAAACUAUGGCUGGAUUUAUCAACUAUAAGAUUUGCCGUCUGUGUUUUCAACAUAACACUCCUCUAGAUGCUAUUGCUCAGUUCAGAAAGCACAUAGACCUGUGCAAGAAGAAGAUUGGCAGUGCUGAGCUGGCCUUUGAGCAUGCGGCAUGGAUGUCUAAACAGUUCCAGUCAUUUGGUGAACUUUUUGACGAAGCCAUUAAAUUGGGUCUUACAGCCAUCCAGACCCAGAACCCAGGUUUCUACUACCAACAGGCUGCCUGUUACAGCCAGGACCGGAAACAGCUGGCGCAGCAGCUCUGGCAGGCUGGAGUGAGCUAUCCAAGCCCUGACCCCCUGGACACCCAGAGCACAGGACUGGACUUCUAUGGCCAAAGACCAUGGAGACAAGGACAUCAGAGUAUUGACCCUCCAGAUGCAGAGAAAGAGAAGACAGGGAUACUUGCUCUGCAGAUUAAAGAAAAAGAUGUACCACAUUCUGAGCUGAUUAUAGCUCUACUCAGCAAUGCCGUUGCCCAGUUUAAGAAGUAUAAGUGUCCUCGAAUGAAGAGCCAUCUCAUGGUGCAGAUGGGAGAAGAGUACUACCAUGCUAAAGACUACACCAAAGCCGUUAAGUUGUUGGAUUAUGUGAUGUGUGACUAUCGCACAGAGCGGUGGUGGGCUCUGCUGAGUGCCAUCCUGAGCACAGCUCUGCGCUGUGCCUAUCUGAUGGCCAGUGUCAAGGACUACAUCAUAUACUGCAUGGAGCUGCAGGGCAGAGCUUCAACGUUGAAGGAGGAGCAGAAGUCCAGGAUUGAGAAGAAUCUCAUGAAAGUGCUGCUUAAUGAAAUCCCUGACCCAGAGCCAGAGUGUGACCCAUCUUCUGUGGCUGCAGCCAGGUUGCUCUGGUCUGACCGCAUGGCUUUAGUUGGAUCCAAUGAGUUCACUAUAGAAGUCCAAGACUACAUACCAUUCAUCCAGUGUAAGGCUAAGUUCCAGUCUCCCAGUUUUCAUGUAGACCAGCCGAUCCAACUGCAGGUACUCCUCAAAGCUGACUGUCCUCAUCCGGUGCCCUUCAGCAAGCUGGCCAUCAGCCUCAGCAACCAGGAGUACAACCAGUGGUGUGUGUUGGAGUCUACAGGGCAGGACAGUAUGAUCCUGUCACCAGGAAAAACCAAAUGCUACAACUUCAACUUUGUGGCGAAGACGGAGGACGUUGGCAAGAAGAUAGAGAUGACUGCUAUCGAAGUGAUGCUGGGCAGUGACAGAGGCCGCUGUGUGUUUCUGAGCUGGAGAGGAGCAGGUGGAGAUGCUGCCUCGACUCAUGAAGCCCUGCAGGCCAGUCGGUCGUCAUGGCGAUGGGUGCGUGGCCUGGAGGCAAAUCAGGAGCCGCACUGGGACAGUGUUUCCAUGCAGCAUAGUACCAUGAUCAUUUCCAGAGUUCCUAAAAUCUCAGUGGAGCUCAACCACCAGCCCCCUGCACUUUGCAACGAAAUGUACUGCCUCCGUCUCACGGUUCAGUCGCAGGAAGAGGGCGUGGCCAAAGAUGUUAGACUGACAGCAGGCCUCAAACCAGGCCAGGAUGCCAAUCUCAGCCAGACCACACAUGUGACUCUUGAUGGCUCCGUGGUUUGUGAUGACACUGCUGCUGCACUACUGCCGGACAUACCUUUAGGAGACCUAAAGCCAGGUGAAAAGCUGGAGAAAUGUGUCUAUGUGAAGUGUGUGUCUACCGGGCUGAGGGUCCUCCUGUUCCAUGUGGCUUACAGCAUCAGUACCACUGUGGAAGGACAGCAUAUCAUCUGCAAAUGUCAUAAGGAUGAAACCGUUGCCAUAGAGACGGUGGUCCCAUUUGAAGUGUCUGUCAAGUUUGUGUCCACUAAGUUUGAGCCACUGGAUCGAGUGGCCGUGGACAUCCCCUUCCUACUGAUGACUGACAUCCUGUCAUCAUCACCAUGGCCCCUCCUACUGGCGAGCUCCUCUCUACAGCUGCUUACGAUGACCAGCAACACAAAGCAGCCUCAGUCACAGUUAGAACAAACUGUUCUGCAGACAGGUGAGAGCGCCAGUGAGUGUUUCUGUCUGCGCUGUCCACCACUCACCAACAGCAACAACACUGUGCCAACAGGACAGUACCUGGUAUCAUGGAGGAGACAGUUGUCUUGUUCUGACGCUCCUCUGAUUCACACCACGGUUACUCUACCUCAUGUCAUCCUGGAGUCGGUCCCUCUGUACAUCUAUGCCGAUCUACCAUCAUUUGGGAGGGUUAGAGAAUCUCUUCCAGUUCGGUACCACAUAGAGAACAGGACAGCUCUGGUACAGGAGGUGGAGAUGGCUGUGGAACCCUCUGAUGCCUUCAUGUUCUCGGGACUCAAACAGGUGCGUGUCCGUAUCCUCCCUGGUUCAGAGCAGCAGAUGCUCUAUAACUAUUACCCACUGAUGGCUGGUUACCAAACACUACCACAGCUCAGCAUCAACCUGCCCCGCUGCUCCACCACCAACGCGCACUCACUGAGACGCUUCCUGCCCCAACGUAUCUUUGUCAAGCCUCAAGGUCGACAGCUGGAUGAUGCCUCCAUCGCUGCAGCAUGAGAAGAACACCAGUUAUUUAAACCUGUAAACAUGAGAACAAAGUAACACUACAUAGGCUGUUCUCAGUGUGUGAUUCUUGCAACAGUUCACUGUUGAUAUUGUUAACACUAUUUGUUUCACAUUGUUCUGUAAAAAAACAGCAAACAGAAGGAUACAUUUGAUUCCAGCAUUUUUUUUCUUCUCCUGACUGAAUGCGAUGUGUAAAUUUGUGUAAAACAGAAAUUUGAUGAAUGACCUGGUACUUUGAUGUCCAUUCCAAUAUUGAAAAUCAUGUGUAAGUUUGAUGCAAACUACGUCGAUGAGUGUGAUUGAAGUUUAAUUAAACUGAACUAAUGUAGA
Messenger RNA from Sphaeramia orbicularis (orbiculate cardinalfish), 4073 nucleotides. RefSeq names its product trafficking protein particle complex subunit 11 (gene trappc11). The coding region runs from base 360 to 3734 and encodes 1124 amino acids. NCBI's taxonomy places the organism in Eukaryota, Metazoa, Chordata, Actinopteri, Kurtiformes, Apogonidae. The transcript has 30 exons. The record is from RefSeq and is a predicted model, not a curated record.